UUUUUUUUUUUUCCGAAGGAAACGUAAGAGCAAUUUCUAACUAACCAAAAGUCUAGAGGGAGAAAAACAAGGACCCUCUUUCCGAUAUUAUCCCUUAAAUAGAUUCUAAGGUUUCUCUUCCAUCUCUUUCGACGGACAGAGAGAGAAGGCUAAAAAUUGGGAUAAUCGAGCUUUUGAUAUCGGAGGGGAAAAUAGAUAAAUGGAUCAGAUAUUGAACAAGGUGGGCUCCUAUUGGCUGGGCCAGAAGGCCAACAAGGAGCUCAAUUCCGUCGGCGACGAUAUCAACUCAUUAUCCACCAGUAUUGAAGGAGGAGCGAAAUGGUUGGUUAAUAAAAUCAAAGGAAAAAUGCAAAAGCCAUUGCCAGAGCUGUUAAAAGAGUAUAACCUGCCAAUAGGAAUCUUCCCUCGUGAUGCCACUAACUACGAAUUCAAUGAAGAGACGGGAAAGCUUACUGUUUUUAUUCCAACAAUAUGUGAAGUGGGAUAUAAGGAUUCAUCUGUCCUGCGAUUCUUCACCACUGUUACUGGGUAUCUGGAGAAAGGAAAGCUGGCUGAUAUAGAGGGUAUGAAGACAAAAGUGAUAAUAUGGGUAAAGGUAACCAGUAUCACAUCUGAUGGAUCAAAGCUCUAUGUCACUGCUGGAAUGAAGAAAACCAGGAAUAAAGAGGCUUAUGAGGUUUCUAGGGAUGGUUUAAGUGUAGAUAAGUUCUAAAGUGGUUAGAAUGCAUGUGGGAAUCCCAUUUUUAUUAACUAAUUUCUCAUAGCUUUUGAGCCUUCGUACUUUUGUCUUCAUAAAUUAUAACAUUCAAGUACAAAGAUUGGUUGUCUCUCCUAUGGUUAUUAUUGUGGUAAAGCUUUACUCUGUUCUGCAGUGAAGGUGGCAAUGCCAUGUUUAUUAUAUUAAUUGUAUGGAAUUGGCACAUUAAGGGUGUAGAACCUUGGGUAUAAAGUUCUUAUGAAUUGUAUGGAA
Messenger RNA from Durio zibethinus, 970 nucleotides. RefSeq lists its product as uncharacterized. Lineage: Eukaryota; Viridiplantae; Streptophyta; Magnoliopsida; Malvales; Malvaceae. The record is from RefSeq and is a predicted model, not a curated record.